Momordica charantia (bitter melon) is the source of this 903-nucleotide messenger RNA. The record is from RefSeq and is a predicted model, not a curated record. NCBI's taxonomy places the organism in Eukaryota, Viridiplantae, Streptophyta, Magnoliopsida, Cucurbitales, Cucurbitaceae.
AUGUGCUACUUCCUCACCGGCUUGGCCGAUGAGACCCUCACCGUGAAGCUCGGGGAGGAGGCUCCAGCCACCUUCACCGAAGUGUUACAGAAGGCAAAGAAAGUCAUUGAUGGACAAGAGCUCAUCCGAAUCAAAACUGGCCGACCAGAGAAAAAGAUCGACAAGGGAAGAGCUGGCAAAGAUAAGGAAAAGACUGAUUCGAAGUCCAAAGACAAGGGACCAUCCUCCUCUAGCAGUCGAGAUGAUUAUCGAAGGUCGGAUAGCACUCACAACCGAAGCCGACCUUAUGAGCGUUAUACUCCAACCACCAUCCCCAUCUCUGAGAUACUUACAAAUAUCGAGGAAAGUGAGAUGGAAAAGCUUCUCAAGCGACCUGAGAAGCUUCGAGGAGACCCAGAAAAGCGUAAUAAAGACAAAUAUUGUCUUUUUCAUCGCGAUCACGGCCAUAGUACAUCAAAUUGUUGGGAGUUGAAGCGCCAAAUUGAAGACCUCAUUCAAGAUGACUACUUCAAAAAAUUUGUAGGCAAACCGAGGUCCAACUCGGCAGAAAAGAAAGAUGAGAGGAAGCGUUCGAGGUUGCCGCCUCGUCGAAAAGACCGACCCGCGGUCAUCAAUACCAUCUUCGGAGGCCCAAGUGGGGGCCAGUCUGGGAACAAAAGGAAAGAGCUGGCUCGAGAAGCCAGGCGUGAGGUGUGCACCAUUAAGGAGCAGCAACCAACCUGCUCCAUUACCUUUGGUGACUCUAAUUUAGAGGGGGUCCAUCUGCCCCACAACGAUGCACUUGUGAUCGCGCCUCUCAUCGAUCAUGUCCUGGUUCGUAGAGUAUUGGUGGAUGGUGGUGUGUCAGCCAAUAUUCUGUCCUCACAACGUAUCUUGCCUUGGGAUGGACCAGAGCACAAUUGA